Molecule: messenger RNA, 393 nt
Organism: Acanthoscelides obtectus
Lineage: Eukaryota; Metazoa; Arthropoda; Insecta; Coleoptera; Chrysomelidae
Source: the annotation of a GenBank genome assembly
AUGCCUUUGGUGGUGGUGAUCCUGCCUAAGACAGAGAAAUCACAGCAAGUGUUCGACGAAUCAGAGUUGAGGUUCAAAAGAACUCUAGACUCAUUGGGCAGGGUCACCGGUGUAGGAGCUAUCAAAGUUCAAAUCUUCCUGAAGAAUGGCAUACUAGAACCUUUGAGUGUUCAAAAUUUCAUAGACUGUUCUACAGGUGAGUACGACAACAAGAGAUGUUCAGGAGGGUUGAUGAAUAAUGGUCUCAACUACACAAGAGAUCAUGGAGUGCUCACAGAUAAAGAGUACCAGUUCAAAUCCUAUUUUGGCAAAGAGGGAAAAUGCAAGAAGCAAGGGGGAGUCAAGAUCAGCGGGGUUACAAGCAGAUCCCAGACGGAGAUGUACAGGUCCUAA